Messenger RNA from Daldinia caldariorum, 2227 nucleotides. Its product is annotated as ankyrin repeat-containing domain protein. Gene Ontology annotation, molecular function: protein binding. The record is from RefSeq and is a predicted model, not a curated record. The coding region runs from base 173 to 1873 and encodes 566 amino acids. Lineage: Eukaryota; Fungi; Ascomycota; Sordariomycetes; Xylariales; Hypoxylaceae. The transcript has a single exon.
UUUUCUACCAGGUAGGUUAGGUAUCUUAUAUUUUCUAUACGCCAACUCCCCACAACCUGCCCGCACGACCUAACAUACGUACCCUACCUCAUACGUACAUUAGGUACCUAGGUACACACGCGCGCGUUGCCCGCGGGGUUCCGCAAGCUCUGAUCGUCCAAGAUCCAUCACGAUGGCCAACCUAAUACGGUUACCCGAGGAACUUCUACUAGAAAUCACCACUUGUGACGUUUUGGGACCUAUUGAUCUUGCGUCUCUUGCUCUUGUCAAUAAGCGACUGUUUCGCGUCGCCAACGAAUCACUUUACAAGACAUUUGGACAAAGGGAAGCAAUCAUAUCUGCCGUGAUGAAUGGCAACAUUAACACCCUUGAAGUUGCGCUUUAUUACGGACUCGAUAUACACUAUGAUAAGUAUCGUGCAGUAUGCAUGGCUUCACGUCAUAGACAAAUUGAAGUUAUGAAAUGGUUACUAAACCAUGGCGCCCCUGUCGAUCAUGAUCUCAUCGGCACUUUUGCUUCCAUAUCGAAUUCUCCAUUGUUCUUUGCACUCCACCGUCGGGAUGAAGAGGCUGUCUUGUUCUUACUUGGACUUGGAGCUAUACCUAGAUUCAUUAACCUUGAUCUCCAUAACAACAUCAAUGGAAACAGCGAUGACGACGAUAGCAUCCCCACAGUUGCCGAUGAGACGGCCCUUCACAUUGCGUCUGGGUUGAAUAUGCUACAAGUAAUGGAGGUUCUUGUUCGCGAAAACAUUAUCCCAAUCGAUGAGGCAACUUCUACAAAUCCACCGGCUUUACACAUGUUAAACAGGCAUUACUACGACAUUGAUUUCAUCCCAGCAUUCCAUAAAUUGAUUGAGCUUGGGGCUGAUAUCAAUAGUACCCCUUCAAGCAAUCUAAUUCCACUCACGCUCGCUAUCACAUUGCGCCAAUUCGCAUAUGCAGAAGCGUUACUUGAUGCAGGUGCAGAUGUCACCCCGAAGCACAAGUUGCCCAGAAUAUAUCAUCCCAUCCAUGCCUGCUUUUGGAACCCCCGCAUCAAGGGCAUUCUUGAUACGGAGCCACUGGAAAUUCACGACCCCCCAAUGUACGCCUUACUCACGAGGCUCCUAAAGCUUGGAGCAGACUUGCACGAAAGCUACCCAGGUGGACAUACUCCCUUAGGAUGUGCUGUGUACUACAAAACUCCCCCUUACGUAUCAUACCUUUUGUCGAUAGGUUCCCGUGUUAACGAAAUAGAUGCAGCCGCGUAUACUCCGCUAGACCUUUUCGUGAGGCGGGCGGACACCAACCCGAUAGUCUUUCUACGCAUGUUGCAAACGCUCUUGCGCGGUGGUGCUAGAAUGGAUACUCCUUUGAGGUCCGGACUCACGUUACUAGAGUGGAUAAUCGAACAGAAUGACCGUAGCAUUUCGACCGCAUACCCAGACCUCCUUAGGGAAGUAUUGAAGAUGGCUACUCCAGCCAUGUUAGACCAAGAGUACCUAGACAAGCUUCUCGCUAAAUACUUCGAUACAGACCACUACGAGAUGUGCUUGGUCCUCAUGAAGUAUGGCGCUACUUUGAGAGACUACGACGAAGCUUUUACCAGCGCUAGACGUUUCAUAUUGUGUCACUCAGAACAGGCACCACGCGAUUCGGAAGUUCACUCCAGAUACAUGCAGAUGAUUACCCGCGCGAACCUUCCGGAAAAGUCGAUAGCCGACUUAAUUGCUUAUGCUCGACUAGCGGGAGAUGAGGAGAGCAUUAGAAUCCUGCAAUCCGAUGAAGAAGUUUGGCCUAGCUCUGGCUUGAGCAUGAACAUGGCCCUGGCAUUGUUGAGCGUUGAAGAAAAUGGGAUGAGUUAUACGGAUAGGUUGAGAGAGGCUUUAUAGGAGCUGAAGGGUGAAGGGCGAAGAUGCUUAGGACUCUAUCGCAAGAGUAGCAUCUUGGAAACUAACGGGGCUGUUAAGGUACGACGCAGAGGACGAAUGAGGAGCGAGAGAAAGGAACGAAAAGGAAAGUCACGAUAAUGGGCCUGCUGCAACCGGAUUCCAAUUUAUGUAUGGAUUAAAGAAUGAAAAAGUCCCUGCAAAGGAGGAAAUGGACUAUACUGGUAGACGAGCUUAGUGCUAAUUAAUGCUACCUAAUUGACAGUCUAGCCGUAGUUAUUAUCCUACUGCUAAAAUAAUGUGAAGUAAAAAAUUCCAUUGCUAAUAAGGUAGGUUGUAGCAUAUAAUCACGAAGAG